This is a messenger RNA of Carlito syrichta (Philippine tarsier), 189 nucleotides long. Its product is annotated as cytochrome c oxidase subunit 6C-like. Gene Ontology annotation, biological process: mitochondrial electron transport, cytochrome c to oxygen. Bases 1 to 189 code for a protein of 62 amino acids. NCBI's taxonomy places the organism in Eukaryota, Metazoa, Chordata, Mammalia, Primates, Tarsiidae. The record is from RefSeq and is a predicted model, not a curated record. The transcript has a single exon.
AUGGCUUCCAGUGCCUUGACAAAACCUCAGAUGCAUGGCCUUCUGGCCAAAUGUCUGUGGUUUCACAUUGCUGGAGCAUUCUUUGUAUCCCUGGGGGUUGCAGCUUUCUAUAAGUUUGCUGUAGCUAAACCAAGAAAGAAGGCAUAUACAGAUUUCUACAGGAAUUAUGAUUCCAUGAAAAAUUUUUGA